This is a messenger RNA of Fusarium tjaetaba, 945 nucleotides long. Its product is annotated as enoyl hydratase. Gene Ontology annotation, biological process: fatty acid beta-oxidation. Gene Ontology annotation, molecular function: enoyl-CoA hydratase activity. Lineage: Eukaryota; Fungi; Ascomycota; Sordariomycetes; Hypocreales; Nectriaceae. Gene Ontology annotation, cellular component: mitochondrion. The record is from RefSeq and is a predicted model, not a curated record. The transcript has a single exon. Bases 1 to 945 code for a protein of 314 amino acids.
AUGAACGCUUUCCGCUGCAUGAGACCAGUGGCAGGUCGGGUGGCCUUCCAAAAGCCUACUCUUCCUCGCGUUGCUCGAGCUUACAGCUCGGGGACUUAUGAGUAUAUCCAGGUUUCUCAACCCAAGCCCGGUGUUGGACAAGGUAUGAAUGAUACUGAAACAAUGCAAUCUCUCGGGUUGGUAUAUCAAACAGUAUCUGACGAUGAUUACUUAGUUACCUUGAACCGUCCUAAGGCCCUCAACGCCCUGUGCACGCCCCUUAUCAAAGAGCUUAACCAGGCUCUUCUUGAAUUCAAUGUGGCCGACGAUACGUCAGUCAUCAUUCUAACCGGCUCCCAAAAGGCGUUUGCAGCUGGUGCUGAUAUCAAGGAGAUGGCCCCUCUUACCUUCGCCGAAGCUUACACCAAGUCCUUCAUCGAGUCCUGGUCAGAUCUCACCACUCAGGUGAAAAAGCCAAUUAUCGCUGCAGUCUCAGGGCAUGCCCUUGGUGGAGGCUGCGAGCUCGCCAUGAUGUGUGAUCUCAUCUAUUGUACAGAGAAUGCGAACUUCGGCCAACCAGAGAUCAAGCUCGGGACUGUUCCUGGAGCUGGUGGUAGCCAGCGCCUUACUCGUGCCAUCGGCAAGUCAAAGGCAAUGGAACUCAUUCUGACCGGAAAGUCGCUUUCUGGUGUCGAUGCCGAGAAAUGGGGACUAGCUGCCAGGGUCUUUCCCACGCAUGAGGCUCUGAUGGAGGAGACGCUCAAGACAGCCGAGACCAUUGCUGGCUACUCCAAGGUGGCUGUUCAAGCCGCCAAGGAGGUUGUUAACAAGAGCCAGGAUCUGGCUCUACGUGACGGUGUCGAGUAUGAGAGGCGGGUCUUCCACAGCUUGUUUGGUAGUCAAGAUCAGAAGAUUGGCAUGAAGGCAUUCGCAGAAAAAAAGAAGGCUGAGUGGAGCCACUCAUAA